CCACAUUUUGUUAGGGUUUUUUCCCAACCAAUUUCACAGGGACCUCGAGCCUCCAACUUCUCUCCUGCGCUAUCUCCUCCACUCCCCAACCAUCUCUCAUUCGAUUUCUUCUUGAUUCCGCCAGCCUCUCUCACUCAGUCGGUUCCUGCACCAUUUCCCUCACUCCGCGACCCUCUCUCACUGUAUUUGUUCCUCACUUCGCCACCCUCUCUUACUCACCCACUCAUUCCGUAGCACCUUCUUCCUCCAAUAGAUCCAUUGCGUCCUCCGUCAAGGUCUUCACCAAAACCGGGAGGUCCAGAGCCACAGCCACCGCCGGGUGUCCAUCUACUGCAGAUUGGAGAUUAUGGAAAUGGGGUUCAUCGAUUUAGCUUCACACACAUUGUAAAUUGUAAAAUCUUGAUAAGCUUCUUUUUUUUUAAAAGCUCCCAGGAUGACUUUAGUAGACAUUGUGGACUUAUCUAGUGACGAUGAACCGGAUGAGGUGGAGGUAAAAGCUGUUAAGUUAGAGGCAGAGGCAGAAAUGGUUGGGAGGACGUUACAACCAAAGAGGUGUAGUAGAGUCGAAUUAGUGAAGCAUCAAAUGUUGAAAACCAAAUCUACUGCACAAGGAAAUGAAGAAAAUGGGAGUGUAAAGUCUUUGAAUCCUAGUCAUAAUUUUUUGGAUCAAGGGCAAUCCCCAGCGGAAGAUACUUGUCUUUCGUCAACUAUAUCAAUGUCUCCAGCGCCAAUUUGUCGUCAGUUUUGGAAAGCUGGGAACUAUGACGAUGGUCUUGGUUCCAAAGUCGCACUUCAAAAUGGAAAAAAUUAUCUACAAGUCCAUCCUAUGUUUCUUCACUCCAAUGCCACUUCACAUAAAUGGGCAUUUGGUGCUAUAGCAGAAUUGCUUGACAAUGCAAUUGAUGAGAUCCAAAAUGGAGCCACUUUUGUAGUUGUUGAUGAAAUCUCAAAUCCAAGGGAUGGAAAUCCAGCCUUGUUAAUUCAAGAUGAUGGUGGUGGAAUGGACCCUAUAGCCAUGAGAGGGUGCUUGAGUUUUGGAUUUUCAGAGAAAACAAAAUCAUCGAUUGGACGGUAUGGAAAUGGUUUCAAGACUAGCACAAUGAGACUCGGGGCAGAUGUAAUCGUCUUCAGUCGCCACUUGGAUAAGAGGGUAUUGACUCAAAGCAUCGGACUUCUCUCUUAUACAUUCUUGAGAAAAGCAAACUAUGACAGAAUAGUUGUACCUAUGGUUCAUUAUGAGUUUAAUACAUCGACGGGUACAUUGGACUUCUUGCAUGGUAAAGAGCAUUUCAUGUCUAAUCUUUUGAUGCUGUUGCAAUGGUCUCCUUUUGCGACAGAAGCAGAGCUUCUGAAGCAAUUCGAUGACAUUGGGUCUCAAGGCACAAAAGUUAUUGUCUACAACUUAUGGGCCAAUGACGACGGGAUUGUGGAGUUAGACUUCAAUACAGAUCCUAAGGAUAUUAUUAUUAGUGGGGAUACUAGAAAAAUUCAAACAAUCCCUGCUUGGAAGUCAGUAAAUGAACAACACAUUGGCAACCGGUACCAUUAUUCUCUUCGCGUUUACUUGUCCAUCUUGUAUUUGCGAAUACCAGCAAGUUUCAGAAUAAUACUUAGGGGGGAAGUUGUGGAACAUCACAAUAUCGCUAAUGAUCUCAAAUUUCCACAAUUUAUUGUGUAUAAACCUCAGAAUGCAGGAGCUGUUGAGGGUCAAAUUAUAACAACUAUCGGGUUUCUUAAAGAGGCUCCAAAUGUCAAUAUCCAUGGCUUCAACAUCUACCAUAAAAAUCGUUUAAUUCUUCCAUUUUGGCAGGUUGUGAGUUAUGCAGAUAGUAGGGGAAGGGGAGUUGUGGGUGUGCUGGAAACAAAUUUUAUUGAACCUACGCAUAACAAACAAGAUUUUGAGAAAACUUCCCUUUUUCAGAAACUUGAAAGUCGUCUGAAGGAGAUGACCUGGGAAUACUGGGAUUACCACUGUGGAUUAAUCGGGUAUCAGGUCAAGAAAAAACAUCCAAUUCAGAAAAUCCCACCUCUUUUAAGUAGUAAAGUGUCUGCCACAUCAAAUCAUAAUUCCUCUGAUGUUAAUACUGCAAAGGAGUCACUUAUCAGAUCUGGGCACACUCUCCCUAACACUAAAAGUCGACAUGAACAGGGCCUACAGAUGAAAAGAAAAGAGCUUGGUAAUUUUGAAGAAAUUCAGAAGCUGAAAAGGCAGGCAGUUGGAGUAAAUAAUUUAAGCACUAAUGGAGGUCUGCUGAAAAAUCAAGAGGCAACGAUUGUACUGGAGGAAAAUGAAAAGCUGCAUGCAAAAUGCUUGGAAUAUAAGAAAGAGGAGGAAGAACUUAAGAAUAAGGUGACCCGACUCAAAAGCCAAAUAGAAGUGGUUGACAAUGAGUACUCCCGGUUAUUGGCUGAAUUACAAGAAAUAGAAAAAAUUAAGCAAGAAAAGGGUGUAUGAGUCUGUCUCUUGUGUUAAAUUCCAUUUAAUUCUUUAAUUUAUUAGCCAAGCAGCCUUUAACAAGAUCUUAGGUAGAUAAGAGACCAAAACUGAUAGCUGCCGCCGGAGGCCGACGCAUCUUGUCUCUUUUCCUAGUUACCGGCUAAUGUAAAUAUCGGAAAUGAAGCUUUUCUAACAGAUGAGAUGAGGAUCUAGGUCUCCUGUUUUCAUUGAAUUCAUAAAUAGUCAUGUUGUACAAAGUAUGUAUGUUGAUGGUAACAUACAAUUAGUCCUUGUACAGAACAAGAUAAGUAAUAGAGAAGUAGAUUUGCAUUCCAGAUAUUCUUGUUUACUUAUUUUGUUGAUUAUAUAAGUAGUGUUUGUCAGUUUUAGUCUAGGAACAAUUACAUUAAACAGUAGUUAUGUAUUAUUACUUUUUUAAAAAUUAAUUUGGCAGAUUGAACUUGAGACUAGCUUAACUAGUUGGGUGAGUGGGUUAUUUUUUCCUGUAAUUUAUUUCUUGUUUUAAUGAGAACAUAUACUGAAAUGCUAUAUUUGGUAUAAA
Molecule: messenger RNA, 2999 nt
Organism: Humulus lupulus (European hop)
Lineage: Eukaryota; Viridiplantae; Streptophyta; Magnoliopsida; Rosales; Cannabaceae
Product: protein MICRORCHIDIA 6-like
Exons: 20
Coding region: 434-2455 (673 amino acids)
Cellular component (GO): nucleus
Molecular function (GO): ATP hydrolysis activity
Source: RefSeq, a predicted model, not a curated record